GAUUGGUGUGUCACUGGGAGUAGUCGCGACCAGCUCUAGUGUGCUUAGCCAUUUUAUUCCCUGCCCUUUUCCAGCGAGUUCUCCAGUCUGUGAGGGACAGACACUCCGGUUGAGCAACUUAAAGCAGCAAAGGCACCAGCACCAAUCAACCGCAAGCGUGUCUCGUGUCGUGUGUUCUCUGUAGUGCGCGCGAACGUACAAGCAAGGUGUUGCAGCAUGAGUGUCGCUACUGCUACAGCGUCCAGCAAAGAUCUGCCCGAUAUUGAGAGUUUGCUUGCUCUUAAUCCGCGCGUGAAAACCCACGGCAGCCUGGUGCCGACGGUGCAAACGAAGCAAACGAAGAAACAGUGGAAACGCAACACCGACCGCUCCUGCACGUCCUGCCAACCGCUCACCAAUGACUUCUCGGACAUCAAGCACACGACGCUCGGGGAGCGGGCCGCGCUGCGGGAAGCCGCGCGCUGCCUCAAGUGUGCCGAUGCACCGUGCCAGAAGUCCUGCCCGACCCAGCUCGACAUCAAGAGCUUCAUCACGAGCAUCGCCAACCGGAACUACUACGGUGCGGCCAAGGCCAUCUUCUCGGACAACCCGCUCGGGUUGACGUGCGGUAUGGUCUGCCCGACCAGCGAUCUGUGCGUCGGUGGUUGCAACCUGGCCGCGGUCGAGGAGGGCCCGAUCAACAUCGGCGGUCUGCAGCAGUUCGCGACGGACGUGUUCCGGCAGAUGGGCCUACGCCAGAUCGUGCCACCGAACGUGCGGCCGCUCGCGUACCCGCGCAAGCGGAUCGCCCUGCUCGGCGGUGGCCCGGCUUCGCUGUCGUGUGCCACCUUUCUGGCACGGCUCGGGUACACCGACAUUACGGUGUACGAGCGCAACAGUUACCUCGGGGGGCUGAGCUCCUCCGAGAUACCGCAGUACCGGUUGCCGAUCGAUGUCGUCAACUUUGAGGUGCAGCUGGUGAAGGAUCUGGGCGUACGGUUUGAGCUGGGCCGGUCCCUGUCCGUGCGCGAUCUCACCGUCCGUGGACUGCUCCAGGAAGGUGGCUGCGAUGCAGUGUUCCUGGGCAUCGGGCUACCCGAGCCGAAGAUCGAUCCGGUGUUUGCCGGGCUUGGCAUCGAGCAUGGUUUCUACACGUCCAAGAGCUUUCUGCCGAAGGUGUCGUCCGGUAGUAAGGCGUGCCUGUGUGCCGGGGCCCCCACCCUUCCGCGGCUGUCCGGUAACGUGAUUGUGCUCGGUGCCGGCGAUACGGCGUUCGAUUGUGCGACGUCGGCGUUACGGUGCGGUGCUCGCCGUGUUUUUGUGGUGUUCCGCAAGGGCAACAACAACAUCCGGGCCGUCCCGGAGGAGGUGGAACUGGCACGGGAGGAGCGGUGCGAGUUCAUUCCGUUCAUGGCACCGAAACGGGUGCUCCGGGAGACCGGGGAUGGGCGGAUCGUGGGGCUGGAGCUGUGCCGCACCGAGCAGGACGACGACGGUAACUGGAUCGUGGACGAGGAGCAGACGACGCGCCUCAAGGCCAACUAUAUCAUCUCGGCGUUCGGUUCCGGGCUGUCCGAUCCUGACACUAUUGAAGCGUUGGCCGGUAUCAAGCUGAACCGCUACGGACUACCGGAGGUCGAUCCGCGGACGCAGCAAACAUCGCUGGGCAACGUGUUCUGUGGCGGUGAUCUAGCCGGUGCCGCCGAAACGACGGUCGAGUCGGUGAACGAUGGUAAGACGGCCGCCUGGUACAUGCACUGCCAGCUGCAGGGUUUGCCGUUCGAUGGGAAGGUCGAGUUGCCGCUGUUCUACACGCAGAUCGACACCGUGGACCUGUCGGUGGAGGUGUGCGGUGUCCGGUUCGAGAAUCCGUUCGGGUUGGCGUCGGCCCCCCCCACGACCAGCACCGCCAUGAUACGGCGGGCGUUCGAGCAGGGCUGGGGUUUCGCCGUGACCAAAACGUUCGCACUGGACAAGGACGUGGUGACGAAUGUGAGCCCACGGAUCGUGCGGGGUGUCACGGCCGGGCACAACUAUGGACCGCAGCAGGGCGCAUUCCUGAACAUUGAGCUCAUCUCGGAGAAGUGCCCGAACUACUGGUUGGCCGGUAUCCGUGAGCUGAAGCGUGACUUCCCGACGAAGGUCCUGAUCGCCAGUAUCAUGUGCACGUACAGUGAGCAGGACUGGACGGAGCUGGCGAAGCGGGCCGAGCUGGCCGGGGCCGAUAUGCUCGAGCUGAAUCUGUCCUGCCCGCACGGUAUGGGUGAGUCGGGGAUGGGGCUCGCCUGCGGUCAGGAUCCCGAGCUGGUGUACAACAUUUCGGUGUGGGUCCGGCGUGCCGUCCGGAUACCGUUCUUCGUGAAGCUGACACCCAACAUUACGGAUAUUGUGGCGAUUGCACAGGCGGCCCAACGGGGCCAGGCGGAUGGGGUAUCGGCGAUCAAUACGGUGCAGGGUUUGAUGUCGCUCCGUACCGACGGUACACCGUGGCCAGCGGUCGGUAUUCACAAGCGCACCACGUACGGGGGUGUGUCCGGGAAUGCGACCCGCCCUCAGGCACUCCGGGCGGUGUCGCUGAUCGGCAACAAGCUGCCCGGUUUCCCGAUCUGUGGUAUCGGUGGGAUCGAUUCGGCCGACGUAGCCCUCCAGUUUAUCCAGUGCGGUGCGCCGAUCCUGCAGAUCUGCUCGUCCGUCCAGAACCAGGACUUUACCGUCAUCGAGGAUUACGUGACGGGGCUGAAGGCGUUGCUGUACCUCAGGGCGAACCCACCGCCGGCGGGGCUUGGCGGGUGGGAUGGGCAGUCGCCACCGGUGGGCAAGCUGCAGAAGGGCAAACCGGUGGUGCCGCUGCGGGAUGCGGACGGUAAGACGGUGCUGCACUUUGGUGAGUACAAGCGGCGCCGCGAAGCCGAGGUGGCCAAGUUACGGCAGGAGCAUGGACCACUGUGGGAACCGACGACGACGACGACGACUGAGGAGUGCGCGAUCGCGAAUGGUACGCCGAAGGAUGCUCCCAGGAUCCAGGAUGUGCUUGGGGUGGCCCUGUCCCGGAUUGGGGACUACAAGCGGCUGGACAACACGAAGCAGGUGGUGGCUCUGAUUGACGAUGACCUGUGCAUCAACUGUGGCAAGUGCUAUAUGACCUGCGCUGACUCGGGCUACCAGGCGAUCCGCUUCGACAGCAACACGCACCUGCCGCACGUCACCGACGACUGUACCGGUUGCAACCUCUGCCUGUCCGUUUGCCCGAUCAUCGAUUGCAUCAGUAUGGUGCCGAAGAAAAUCCCUCACGUCAUCAAGCGCGGGAAACUGGAGUCUACGCUGACGGUGCAUGCCCUGGGGCAGAUUGGGCAGUAGAGUGCCCGGAUGUUCGGAUGUUCGGAUGCGUCGGUUUUUCGUUCAAGACCACCACCAGCAGGGGUCCGUCUCUAGGUCUCGAUUUUAUUUAGGUUUUUUCCUUUUACAGAUUUGUUUUUUUUUUAUUCACUGGAGCAUUCUGGAGGUGUGUUCACCAGUCACAACUCAGGCAGCUGUGCUUUUUUUU
This is a messenger RNA of Anopheles aquasalis, 3523 nucleotides long. RefSeq names its product dihydropyrimidine dehydrogenase su(r) (gene su(r)). NCBI's taxonomy places the organism in Eukaryota, Metazoa, Arthropoda, Insecta, Diptera, Culicidae. Gene Ontology annotation, biological process: thymine catabolic process; uracil catabolic process. The record is from RefSeq and is a predicted model, not a curated record. Gene Ontology annotation, cellular component: cytosol; cytoplasm. Gene Ontology annotation, molecular function: uracil binding; dihydropyrimidine dehydrogenase (NADP+) activity; iron-sulfur cluster binding.